GAUGGCGGAGAUUGAGGACGACUUAAGCAAAGCAUUCCCACCGACCCGCUGGAGUCUGACCAAGCCCGGCCUAGAAGAUAUGACCCUCCAAAUCCUCCUCCAGAUUGACGAUCUGGACGACCUCUUCGCGUUCGCCCAAGUCAACCGCGCCACCUACCAAGUCUUCAAGCGUCACGAACUGCCCCUGAUGCAGAACACCAUCCGCCUCAAAUCCCCCGCCGCCUGGGAGCACCGCCAGAUGAGCGACAUCAACUCGCAGGAAUCCUCGUCGGAGGAAGAGCCCUUCACGGCCGCGAUCUACUACCGCCACUACACCCGCGACCACCGCACGCUCGCCACGCUGAAGGGCCUGAUGAUGACCCACUGCCGGGCCGUAAUGCGCUCGGCCUCGUACACGGCCCUGUCGCGGCCGGCCAGCCCCGCGGCCCGCAAGAUCGACAACGCAAUCUGGCGCGUCUGGACCUUCUGCCACCUGUUCGGCAUGCAGACGGGCCGCGACCACGACAUCGACGGCCAGGUUAGCUGGCUGCGCGGCGAGGUGCGCUCCCCGUUCCAGCCCUGCCCGGACCCCAACGACGUUUGCAGCAUCCUGUUCGACCCGCCCCCGGGCUUCGGCGAGGGCAACAACAACACCAAUACCCCCGGCGGCCUCUCCGUGACCGACAUGCAGGACAUGGACGAGGUCUGGACCUGUCUCAAAUACAUGUUCGGCUUCCUGCGCGGCGAGACCGAGCGCGCCCGCCGCUUCGGCGUCUUCGCCAACGCCAACGCUACUAGCAGUAGCGACGACGGUGACGACGGCAGCGGCAGCGGCAGCGGCAGCGCCUCGUCCCCUCCCUCUUCCCCCCCUGACUCCGACAAACGCAAUCAAGGCAUGAUCAUGCUGCACGAAUGGAUCUAUUACCUAAUGACCCUAGGCCCGGAAGCGGUCGUCGAGCUCGCCCCCUUGGGCCCGGAUACCCAUGCCGAGACGACGUUCCAGCGCGCCAUGUCGCGCGGCUGGACGACGUGGUCGGCGCCCCGGCCCGGCGCCACGCGGAGUGCUUUCUUGACUGAUGCGUUGGGCCGGGUGUCUGGUGGGUUGCGGCGGUUGGAGGAGUUACAACGAGAGCUGUGGUAUAAUUAUUUGUGAACCGUGUGGAUGGGUGAGUUAUGUAGGUUUUAUUUGGGAUGGUGCGGGUGUUUUCUGGGUAGUGAGCGAGGUUUUCUUUCUUCUGUCUCUUAUCCUUCUUCGGGCAGGUAUUUAUGAAUUGGGAGGGUUUAAUGAAUGGAAUGAGUACUGG
Aspergillus uvarum CBS 121591 is the source of this 1283-nucleotide messenger RNA. RefSeq lists its product as uncharacterized. The annotation marks the transcript as partial. The transcript has a single exon. Lineage: Eukaryota; Fungi; Ascomycota; Eurotiomycetes; Eurotiales; Aspergillaceae. The record is from RefSeq and is a predicted model, not a curated record.